CAUCAUUUGCCACUGCAAAGAUGGGGAUUCUACAAGUACUAUGCUUUAUUCUCUCUUUGCACUUUAACAGAAUAUUUGCCCUAAUGCCUUUAACUGAAGACGAAAAUUCUACUAAAAAUGGUUUGUUGCCUAAAACCAUAACGGACAAAGAUUCAAAUGUAUUACGGAACAUCCUAAAUCAGGAGAGCUUGGUGCGCUUUUCUAUGGUACAAAAAAUACAAAAUUUAGUGAUGGAUGCUACAGACAGAAAAAGUGAUAGUCAAGUCAUAAAGUCGAAACUUAGCGAAGUGACAGACGACGUAGAGAAUUUGGAGAAACAAUACCAAGUAAUGAAGGAGGAAAAUGUCAAACUUCAAGAGAAAUUAAAAGCAAUUUACGGGUCAGUAAAUGACAAUAAAAAUAUGACUUUGGAAAAUAUAAAAACCUUGAAUGAAUCACAAAUUAUCACUUUUGAAAGCAAUCUCCAAAAAAUGAAAGAGCUUGAAGAUGGUGAAAGAAAUGAAAGCGUGGUCCUAAAAAACAAUGACCGUGCAUUAACAAAAGAAAUUCAGGUUCUCAGAGAGAAAAUGAAUGAAAUGAACAUGACAAUACAGGGCAGUGUGGAUCUUGUCGGGAGGGUGAGAAAAACAGAGGACAUGUUAAAAAGUAUUGUGGUUUCUUACAAUGAAACACAGGAGGAUACUGAGGAUGUAAAUGAAUUGAAAUUGGUAUCGUCAAAAGUGCUUUCAAAGAAUUGCUGGGAAAUUUUACGGAAAUUCCCGAGUACGUUUGGAAGAGAUGGAUUAUACACAGUAUUCAUUGACUUCGAAGAAAAGCUUGUUUACUGUGACAUGAGUACAGAUGGAGGAGGGUGGACGGUAAUACAAAGAAGACAAGACGGAUCGACAUACUUUUACCGGAGUUGGAAAGCAUAUAAACAAGGCUUUGGGGAUCCAUCUAAAAACUACUGGAUUGGAAAUGAUGUAAUCUACGAGCUUACAAAAAACAAGGAGCAGGAACUCCGGGUUGAGCUACAAGAUUUUAAUGGUGACGAAGCAUACGCUCAAUACUACAUAUUUUAUGUCGGGAAUGAAGACAGUAAAUACGUACUCACCGUGUCGGGGUAUUCAGGAACCGCAGGUGACAGUUUGGCUUGGCAAAAUGGAAUGAAAUUCAGCACCAAAGACGAGGACAACGACAGAAGUGGCGGAAACUGUGCUGUAACAUACCACGGAGCCUGGUGGUACAACGCCUGUCACAACUCAAAUCUUAAUGGAGAGUACGUCAAUUAUAAUGUGACUAAUGCUAAACACCCGGUAUGGCAUGCCUGGAAAAAGAGACACGAAGCACUCAAAAAGACUAUGAUGAUGAUUAGACACAAAGACUAAAGUUAAUCAAUAAUCCUCAGUCUUACAAAGCAUGUUAUGUUUAUUGAGACACAUGAUGUACAGAAGCCUAACGUAAUCGGGAGGUAUAUGAGCCUUUUGGAAUAUACGUCUAUAAUACAAUAUUUAACAAAUUUGAAUUUAUUUGAAUGUAAUUUUUAUACAAAUGUUAGUAUAGAUUAAAAUAUAAAGCAUAAGCGGGUCGUGUAUUUUUUCCGAAACAUCUGCGGCAUUAAUUCCCAUACUUACAACCAAAGAAAACAUUGAAUUGUUUAAUUAAAGUACCAUGUUACAGUAAUGUGUGUAUGACUAAAACCUGUAAUAAUUUUACUAAUGCAAGAAACUUGUUUUCCUCAAAAUUGUUCCUUUCGUUUAUAUCUGUAAAUGUGAUUUAUUUAUAAAUUAAAAUAUUCUCCAGGAUCAA
Molecule: messenger RNA, 1788 nt
Organism: Saccostrea cuccullata (small rock oyster)
Lineage: Eukaryota; Metazoa; Mollusca; Bivalvia; Ostreida; Ostreidae
Product: fibrinogen-like protein 1
Exons: 5
Coding region: 21-1367 (448 amino acids)
Source: RefSeq, a predicted model, not a curated record